Molecule: messenger RNA, 476 nt
Organism: Polypterus senegalus (gray bichir)
Lineage: Eukaryota; Metazoa; Chordata; Cladistia; Polypteriformes; Polypteridae
Product: methyltransferase-like protein 9
Exons: 2
Molecular function (GO): protein-L-histidine N-pros-methyltransferase activity
Source: RefSeq, a predicted model, not a curated record
UACAUUGUCUGUCAGAGCAGGCUUUUAGGAAGAGGAUCCAUGUUUGUCUUCUCUUCGGAGCAGUUCCGCCAGUUGCUGGGGGUGACUUCUGACUGGAGGACCAAAAGACUUCUAGACCUGGGAGCUGGAGAUGGUGGAGUUACUCAGAUCAUGAGCCCCCACUUCGAGGAGAUCUACACCACGGAAGUGUCUGCCACCAUGAGGUGGCAGCUUCAGAAAAAACAGUACAAGGUGUUGGAAAUUGACGAAUGGCAGAAGGCUGGCUUCAAGUACGAUGUGAUCAGCUGUCUGAACCUCCUUGAUCGAUGUGAACAGCCCAUCACUCUGUUGAAUGACAUCCGCAGAGCUCUGGAGCCCACCAGAGGCAGGGUGAUUUUAGCUACAGUACUGCCCUUUCAUGCCUCUGUGGAAGAAGGUAUGUAAUGGGCACAAUAAGUCCCAAAUGCACACCCACGUCAUGGUGCUGUCUUUUACUA